Molecule: messenger RNA, 780 nt
Organism: Anisakis simplex (herring worm)
Lineage: Eukaryota; Metazoa; Nematoda; Chromadorea; Rhabditida; Anisakidae
Source: the annotation of a GenBank genome assembly
AUGAGCUCUAUAGGUACUGGCUAUGAUCUCGCGGCAGCCACUUUUUCACCUGAUGGUCGUAUUUUUCAAGUGGAAUAUGCACAAAAAGCAGUUGAUAAUGGUGGAACGAUGAUCGCGUUGAAAGGAAAAGAUGGCGUGGUCACAGCUGUCGAUAAACUGAUUCCGUCGAAGUUAUAUGUUCCGAAUGCAAAUCCGCGUAUGGCUAACGCAGGUGAAAACGUUGGUAUUGCGCUGGCUGGAGUGUAUCCGGAUUGUAGGGCGUUACUGGAUUAUGCGGUUGGAGAGGCUCUGGAAUAUCUGAGGGAUUAUCGUACACCAAUGCCCAUCAAGAAAUUGGCUGAACAGGUCGAGUGUUUUUUUUUUGAUUACGCGUUGGCCGAAUAUGUGCACAUUUUCACACUGGGUAUCAGCAGGCCUUUCGGUGCUUCGGUGUUCUUAACUGCAUGGGAUAAGAAGCGUGGAUCUCAAUUGUUCUUGAUUGAGCCAUCCGGUCUCUGUUAUGAGUACAAAGCAUGGGCAAUUGGAAAGCAUCGUCAGGCGGCAAAAACUGAAAUUGAGAAAUUGAAACUCGAAGAUUUGUCGAUGGAACAGCUCGUUAAGGAAGCGGCCAGAAUAAUCAUGACGGUACGAGAUGAAGCGAAAGAUAAGAAUCUGCAAAUUGAAAUGGGUUGGGUUGGCGAGAGUACCAAUGGCAAGCAUCACACUGUACCUCAAGAGAUUGUUAAAGAAGCCGAAAAUUGGGCGAAAGCUAAGUUGGAAGAGGACGAUAUGGAGGAAUGA